Molecule: messenger RNA, 1808 nt
Organism: Perca flavescens (yellow perch)
Lineage: Eukaryota; Metazoa; Chordata; Actinopteri; Perciformes; Percidae
Gene: kcne4
Product: potassium voltage-gated channel, Isk-related family, member 4
Exons: 2
Coding region: 129-638 (169 amino acids)
Biological process (GO): membrane repolarization during action potential; regulation of ventricular cardiac muscle cell membrane repolarization; potassium ion export across plasma membrane
Cellular component (GO): membrane; voltage-gated potassium channel complex
Molecular function (GO): delayed rectifier potassium channel activity; potassium channel regulator activity; transmembrane transporter binding
Source: RefSeq, a predicted model, not a curated record
AACUUCAUCCAUUUAGUAGUGCUGCCAAACUCCAGAGGAGCUGCAAGGAGACACAAGCGAUUCACAUGAGACAUAGCUCUUCAGUUUGCGCACUUUCUAGGUCUUCCACAUAGGCUGCACUGAAAAAAAUGGAACAGUUGGAAAACUCCACAGCAUCACCCAAACGCCUCUUCCUGCACACGCAGAGCACCGCGCACUCCCAGGCGGACAAAAACGACGCGUACCUGUACAUAUUAAUAGUCAUGUCUUUCUACGGAAUCUUCCUCUGUGGUAUAAUGCUGGGCUACUUCCGCUCCAAAAGGAGAGAGAAAAGGAGAAUCAACAUCUUCACGCGCCUCGUGCACGAGGAGGAGCAGCGGGAGUGGGGCGCGCUCCCCAAGAAACACAGCCUUACCUUUCCCGCCGCCGUCUCGGAGCUGCGCUCGGUGCAGGUGUCCCUGCCUUUCUGCGGUAACCACGGCAACAACUUCGGGCAUCUCCACUACGAGGGCGCGCUGCCAUCACCGCUGGCGUGCGCACAGUGCACGGAAGAGAGCAGCAUCAGCUCCCUGUGCUCCACGGACACGCGCUUCGCCAUAGAGGAGGAGUCGGACAACGGCGCGGCCGACGGGUUGGAGGGGAACGUGAAUUGCAGAUGAUUCAAGCUGAACUUCACCCAGAAAAAAACCCUCUGUGUGUUACCGUCCACGGCCAAAAAGAGGAGAAACAUCACCUGGAGAGAAGCACAGGAUGUUCUCAGGCUUCUUCAUAUCACAGAGGCCCAAACAGUCAACAUCAUCCAUGAUGUGAUAUCCACAAAAGGGCUGGAACAAGUCAAACAAGACUGAUAGGUUGGUCAAUGUGAUAUGUAUGCUGUUAGACAGUUUAGAAAGGGGGCAUUGGUCCAGAAUAUUUUUCGUUUGAUGUUUGAUAUUUUUCCAUGAUCUCUGUCUGCUCUCUAUAUUUAGGAGAGUAAGAACAAGUUCUGAUUCAGUGCCACACCUACAUAAUACAUUCUCAGUAGCAACAUGAAACCACAUACAUGCAUUUGGCCAAUCUUUCUUUUUCUUUAUAAACAAGUGAUCGUGGUGAGAGUGAAACAUAUAAUUACAAUGGUCAUUUUUUAUAUGUUUUUAUGUGUUGGCAUAACCUAUAGAUAGUAAUGCAAUUAUUCAAUUCAAUCCUACAACUUCAUUUAUUCAUUUAUCAGUUGUGUGCAGCAGCUCACCACCCAGGUCAACACACACACACACACACACAUCAAGCUAUAUGUUGUAAUAAUUCAUUAAUAGAUUAACAGAUAAAUAUAAAUAUCCAAAUAUAUCUAAAAAAUAUAAUAAAAUAAUUGCACUGAACAAAAGAAUAAAAUAUGAUUUACAAUUUGUAUUAGUGAUUAUACAGCACACUAUUAUACUAUAUUAUUUCAUUGUAUAACUAUGACUUGCCUGAUUUGAUGGUGACCCCACCCUGCUGGAGCCCACUUCUGACGCCACACUGAGAACCAACUCACUGGUUUGGGCUGAUGACUCACCCUGCAGGGGACUGAGUGAGAGACCGCCUUUCUGGCUCUUUGGACUGAACUUGACUUGCUCUUGCCAGCAUGGUCUUGAGUAUUGAAACGUACCUGGAACCCACUUGAAAGAUUGUCUAAACUAAAAUGUAUUUGUUGUAGCUUCAUGAUCAGCACUAUUCAUACACAGUCAAUAAUGUAGGUUUACUUGAUGAAAGCAAUGCACUCUACAUAUUGUUGGUAUUUUUCACUUCAUGAGGCUUAAUUUCUGAUAGGGUCUUUGUAGUGUUUCAGAAAACAAUAAAUGCUUCUGAAUUGA